Triticum dicoccoides is the source of this 1263-nucleotide messenger RNA. RefSeq names its product B-box zinc finger protein 25-like. Gene Ontology annotation, cellular component: nucleus. The transcript is spliced from 2 exons. The record is from RefSeq and is a predicted model, not a curated record. Gene Ontology annotation, molecular function: zinc ion binding. NCBI's taxonomy places the organism in Eukaryota, Viridiplantae, Streptophyta, Magnoliopsida, Poales, Poaceae. Bases 26 to 928 code for a protein of 300 amino acids. Gene Ontology annotation, biological process: photomorphogenesis; regulation of DNA-templated transcription.
GUUGCGUGCUCGGCCCUGCGCUUAUAUGCACCACUCGCGCUCGCCUGCUUCUGGAUCCCUCUCCUCCUCCUCGCCAGUCCCACCUCCCCUUCUUCCUCGCAGCAGCCUUAUCUCUUCUCCGGCUCAGCCUAGCAAAAGCGCUCUCCGGCCAGCGAGAAAGCAAGAAGGCGGAGGCAUGAAGAUCCAGUGCGACUCGUGCGGCGUCGCGGCGGCCACGGUGGUGUGCUGCGCGGACGAGGCGGCGCUGUGCGCGCGCUGCGACGUGGAGAUCCACGCCGCUAACAAGCUCGCCAGCAAGCACCAGAGGCUCCCGCUCGACGCGCUCGGCGCCAAGCUCCCGCGCUGCGACAUCUGCCAGGAGAAGGCCGCCUUCAUCUUCUGCGUCGAGGACCGGGCGCUCUUCUGCCGCGACUGCGACGAGCCCAUCCACGUCCCCGGCACGCUCUCCGGGAACCACCAGCGCUACCUCGCCACCGGCAUCCGCGUCGGCCUCGGCCCCGUCUCCGCCUGCGCCGCCCACGACGCCGACCACCACGCCCCGCCCAAGGUCUCCUGCGAGCCCCAGCCCGCCGCCCGCGCGCAGCAGGUCCCCUCGCCGCCGCAGUUCCUGCCGCAGGACUGGGCCGUCGACGAGCUCCUGCAGUUCUCGGACUACGAGUCCAGCGACAAGCUGCACAAGGACUCGCCUCUCGCCUUCAAGGAGCUGGAGUGGUUCACCGCGGACAUGGAGCUCUUCCACGACCACGCGCCCAAGGGCGGCAGGGCGACCAUGGAGGUCCCCGAGUUCUUCGCCUCGCAGGCGGCAGACGACGCGGCCUACUACAGGCCGAGCAGAGUCGCCGCCACCGCCGGCGUGCGCCAGAGCAAGAAGGCCCGCGUCGAGAUCCCCGACGACGAGGACUUCUUCAUCGUGCCUGAUCUUGGCUAAGCGAUGCUCCUAGAUGCUAGUACCUCCUCGUGUGAUUUUGCAGUGUUGUUGUAUACAGAGAGGAGCUGUGUACAAAAGCUAGUCUUCUGUCGAACUGUGCCCCUGUGCAUCUUGACGUAGCAUCGCUGAACUGUGACAUAUAAUAAUUAUUAUCGUAAGAUAUGAGCUUUGCAAAAUGGACGCUUUUGAUGUACCUCUGUACUUUUGCACUAGUUAGAGCAUCUCUAGUGGCUUGUGUAAAUUUGGUAGUCUAUAUCUUCACAUACACAAUGAUGUAAUUUUUUUUCAUUUUAGACAACCUCAGUUUUUCAGUGGAUUGUCUAAAUUUGGUAGUC